ACCGUGAUUACCCAGAAAGCGCUGCGAUAAUAAAUUCGCCGGCUCUGAAGCCCCGAUUAAAUGCGCAGGCGUCAAAGAUGCGAAUGUUGCGCAUGCGCAGUUCACAAAAGGCCUCGGGAACUCGGCGCAGGUUAAAAAUGACAAGGAAUUUGUUAAUGGAAAUUCAAACACAACACACCAGUUUUGUCUAGAUAUUUAAGAAGUGCAACAAGGGAUUCAAUCAACAAUCCUUCCUGCUCAGACUGUGGGGAGGAAUUCACUCAGUCAUCUAACCAACUGGCACGCCUGUUAUUUUACACGGGGGAGUGGCCAUUCACCUGCUCAGACAGUGGGAACACUGGGACAAGGCCAUUCACCUGUUCUGUGGGUGAGAAGGGAUUCAGUCGGUCAUCCCACCUGUGGACACACCAGUCAGUUCACACUGGGCAGAGGCUGGUCAUCUGCUGAAUUUGUGGGGAAGGAUUCUCUCGGUCAUCUGACCUAAUGGCUCAUCAGCGAGUUGACACCAGGGAGCAGCCGUUCACCUGCUUGGACUACGGGAAGAGAUUCACUGAAUCAUCUAAGUUGAAGGUACAUCAACGAGUUCAUACUGGGGAGAGGCCAUUCACCUGCUCAGACUGCGGAAAGGGAUUCACUCGGUCAUCUCACCUACUGCUACAUCGGUUAGUUCACACUGCAGAGAGGGAUUUCACCUGCUCAGAUUGUGGGAAGAGAUUCACUCACUCUUCCACCCUACAGAGACACCAGUCAGUUCACACCAGGGAGAGGCCGUUCACCUGCUCAGUCUGUGGGAAGAGAUUCACACAGUCAUCACACCUACAGAGACACCAGCAAGUUCACACUGGGGAGAAGCCUUUCACCUGCUCAGACUGUGGGAAGAGAUUCACACAGUCAUCCACCCUACAGAGACACCAGUCAGUUCACUCUGGGGAGUGACGGUUCACCUGCUCAGAAUGUGGGAAGGGAUUCACACAGUUAUCCAAACAACUGGCACACCAGUCAGUUCACAGUGGGGAGUGGCCAUUCACCUGCUCAGACUGUGGGAAGGGAUUCACUCGGUCAUCUGAUCUGCUGACACACGGGCGAGUUCACACCGGGGAGAGGCCAUUCACCUGCUGUGAAUGUGGGAAGGGAUUCGCUCGGUCAUCUGAUCUACAGAUACACCAGCGAGUUCACACUGGGGAGAGACCAUUCACCUGCUCAGUCUGUGGGAAGGGGUUCCAUCAAUCAUCCAACCUUCAUAGACACCAGCGAGUUCACACUGGGGUGAAGCCGUUCAUCUGCUGUGAAUGUGGGAAGGGAUUCACUCGGUCAUCCUCACUACUAGCACAUCAGCGAGUUCACAGUGGGUAGAGACCGUUCACCUGCUGUGAAUGUGGGAAGGGAUUCACUCAGUCAUCCUCACUACUAGCACAUCAGCGAGUUCACAGUGGGUAGAGACCGUUCACCUGCUCAGAACAUGGGAAGGGAUUCACUCAGUCAUCCAAUCACUUCGGGUAAAGGCCGAUCACCUGCUGAGAC
Molecule: messenger RNA, 1521 nt
Organism: Hypanus sabinus (Atlantic stingray)
Lineage: Eukaryota; Metazoa; Chordata; Chondrichthyes; Myliobatiformes; Dasyatidae
Product: oocyte zinc finger protein XlCOF20-like
Exons: 2
Coding region: 484-936 (150 amino acids)
Source: RefSeq, a predicted model, not a curated record